This is a messenger RNA of Ixodes scapularis (black-legged tick), 2475 nucleotides long. RefSeq names its product G patch domain-containing protein 4. The record is from RefSeq and is a predicted model, not a curated record. The transcript is spliced from 6 exons. Gene Ontology annotation, biological process: regulation of ribosome biogenesis. Lineage: Eukaryota; Metazoa; Arthropoda; Arachnida; Ixodida; Ixodidae. Gene Ontology annotation, molecular function: nucleic acid binding; telomerase inhibitor activity. Bases 149 to 2092 code for a protein of 647 amino acids. Gene Ontology annotation, cellular component: nucleolus.
AAAUUAUUUAUGUAACUUUUUUGUAAUUUAUUUGGAGCAGAAAAUGUUCUUUCAUUUAUUUUUCUUUUAGUUUCGCAAUGUGCAACCAUGUUCAUGCGUGAGUUCUAGAGUUGGCUUGCUUUGGAUUUUUAUUGUCGAAAGUCGGCUUAUGCUUUCCUUGUUUUGUUUUUCCUGGUUUUUACACAUUCACGUCAUUCACGUUGCGGCGUGGUUCGUCCCUUGUGCGUCGAUUCGUUCCGUAACCCAUAUAAGUUCGAGUUUAUUUCCAAGACAACUCUGGGUGCGCACCAUGAAAAGCCGCGAGGAAAAUGGUUACCUCUACGGGAAGCGGCUGCUGCAGGGAAUGGGCUGGUCCGAAGGAAAAGGACUCGGAAAACACGAGGACGGCAUCAAGGAGUUCAUCAAGGUCAAGAAGAAAAUGAAUACCAAAGGGAUCGGGUUCAACGGCGUCGACGACAGGUGGAUCGAGCACCAGGAGGCCUUCGACGACCUCCUGGCCACCCUCAACGGCGGAAAGCCACCCGAGGACCAGCAGCAGCUGUCGUCUAUUGAGGAGAGGUCCCGUCGUCUCGGCGGCAGGGUCCACUACUCCAAGUUCCUCCGGGGGAAGGACCUGAGCCAGAAGAAGCAGAAAGACAUUGACGCCAUCAUCAUCAAGCGCAAGCGGGACAAGGUUGCAGACGACGCAAACCUUGAGGAAACUGGCGAGGAGGCGAGGGCGGAGGAGUUUCCCAACACGCACACCAGCAACAUGAGCUACCAGGAGUACUUCGCUCGCCGCAUGAAGGACCUCAAGGCAGCUCGAGAUAAAGAAGUGGAGGAGCCCGGCAGCCCAGGGCGUGAAGGUGUAACCAAGGACUUCUCUGCCAAAACAUGGUCGAAGAGCAAGUCCAGAAAGCUGCAACCAGAAGAUACCUUGGAAACAGAAGUCACGAAAGAACCGUCCAACAAUGAAAACACUGCUGAAGCGGAAGUCGCAAAGCGGAAACGCCGGAAAAAAAAGAGGGCCACAGCGGCCGACGAAUGUCGCAAAGAAGCUUUGGGCGAAGGCGACGUAGCUUCUGUCACGAAGCAGACAACUGAAGAAGGUUUGUGUGACGGGGAGCACGAAAAGCUAAGGCUGUCAGCUCCUGACGGCGUGUGCGAAGGGGACGAAGCACCCGCCGACGGGUCGCGUUGUGACAGACGGAAAAAGGGAAAACGGUUUGUGGAGGAAGACGCAGAGGCUAAAAAGGCAAAAAAGGUUAUCCAAAGAGCUGUCGACAGCGAUGGCAGGACUUUGAGGCCUGCGGGCGAGUUUAGGCAUAGAAAAGAACGGAAGGUUUUAAAAACUAUUGACGGGGGGUGUGGGAGCGGCAAAGUGGUGGCCUGGGAAGAGGGUGAGAAAGGUGCGGCAGUAGGCAAGGACAGAGUGAUCGUCGAUGACGGAGCAAUCGGUAACAGCGAAGUGAUUGGCGACGAUGGAGUUAUCAGCUGUGGCGGAGUCAGUGGCAUCGACGAAAAUCGGAAGAAGCGAAAGAAGGCGACGAGGAAGCGUGCCGAAACAGAAGGCAAGGACGAGGGAAACGAAGCGGAGGAAAACAAGGAGGGAGACACACCAAUGCCAAAAUGCAAGAACACGAAGAAAAAGGCGAAAAUGGACGGCUGCCGACCGGACAAAGAAACGGAAGAGACGGUAGUCGAUGAGAACAGCGAAAGUGAGGUCGACGAAACAAUGGAACCUCCCAGGAACAACGGCGCAAAAGCGGUGGAAAGGACGCCGCUCAAGUUGCUGAAGCACAAGAAGAAGGCUUCUCCCAUCGUGAAGAAAGGGAAGGUGCCACGCAUGAACGCUGACAAAGCCGGUCAUCUGGCGCAGUGGAUCGUGGAGAGUCCGGAGGCAUCGAGAGCCGCGGACCGCCUGGCGAUGGGGAACAAGACCCUGCUGGCAUCUCACUUCAGGAACCUGCUGCUCCGGGAGCACAGGGGCUCCAACUGGGCGCUCAUCCCAGGCUACGGAAGCCCCGCCUGGAUGGAGAAGUGCACCGCGCUGCUGGCCCUUACCCUCAGGGAGCAGGAAGAGGCGAAGGCAGGGGAAGGAACAACGGGCUGAAGAGAGUCUCAGCGAUGGUCACCACGCGUCAACAGACCGAAUGCAAGAAGAAGCACCGUCUCGUGCGCUCGGAGUAAAUUAUAGAGUUUCCGCCGUAUUGGGGGACUUCCGUACCGACAGUUUCUCCCGAGAGACAUUGGUCCCGACAAUGUGGAAUUCGUAGGUCGAAAAUGCGAUCACACGCUGCCAAUCCGGUUCGAACCCUUCACACGGCGUCUUCGAUAAAGACCAUUCACUUACCCGGAUAGUCCUAUUUAUCACUUAAGCGACGAGUCUUGCCGUCCCGUUACUGACAAUUCCUUUUCCACAAUCUUGUGGCAGUCUUUCUUCUCUUCGUUGCGCCGAAACUAAAUAGCAACCCAUUGAACGUAAAAAAAUAAAAA